AUGGGAGAGUGGGUCAUUGGAGCUUUCAUCAACAUUUUUGGAAGCGUUGCUAUUAAUUUCGGCACAAAUCUUCUCAAAUUGGGACAUAAUGAGAGAGAAAGAUUAGCUCUACAGGAUAAUGGCGGAGGAAAGAUGCCGUUGAAGCCGAUUAUACAUUUUCAGACAUGGAGAGUUGGGAUCCUUGUCUUUCUUCUUGGGAAUUGCCUCAAUUUCAUUUCAUUUGGUUAUGCUGCUCAGUCCCUUUUAGCAGCUCUUGGAUCCAUUCAGUUUGUAUCCAACAUAGCGUUUGCUUAUGUUGUAUUGAACAAAAUGGUGACCGUCAAGGUACUUGUUGCUACAGCCUUUAUAGUUCUUGGAAACGUUUUCCUUGUAGCAUUUGGUAAUCACCAGUCACCAGUUUUCACACCCGAACAGUUGGCAGAGAAAUACAGCAAUGUGACAUUCUUGAUAUACUGUGGAAUUUUGAUUUUGAUAGUAGCCGUUCACCAUUUCCUCUAUAGGAAGGGAGAAGUUUUGAUAUCUAUACCUGGACAAGAGAUUAGCUCCUAUUGGAAAAUGCUGCUUCCUUUCUCAUAUGCCGUGGUCUCCGGCGCUAUAGGAUCAUGUUCGGUUUUAUUCGCCAAGUCACUCUCAAACUUGCUGAGAUUGGCAAUGUCUAGUAGCUAUCAAUUGCACAGCUGGUUCACAUACUCUAUGCUUCUUUUAUUUCUUAGUACAGCUGGAUUCUGGAUGACAAGAUUGAAUGAAGGAUUGUCUCUAUAUGAUGCAAUUCUCAUAGUUCCAAUGUUUCAGAUUGCUUGGACAUUCUUCUCCAUCUGUACAGGAUUCAUCUACUUUCAGGAGUUUCAGGUUUUUGAUGCGCUUAGAACCACAAUGUUCAUAUUAGGAAUGAUGUGUGUAUUCAUAGGCAUUUCUUUACUAGCACCUGAUGAUACAAGAGGCAACGACACCAAAGAUAAUUCAUCAUCUCUCGAUUCCAUAGUGUCCUCGAGUGGGCCAACUGAAGAGGACAGGUUGAUAUCACAAUCAUCUGAAGAUGGACAUAGCAAAGACACACGAGUAGUUGUACAAGGAAUGUAUAUGAAAGCUGCUGAUCUAAUGGCCAAGACAAAGACUGCUUGUUUAGCGGCAUUGGGCUUUGGCGAAGACUCUAUAAACGCAUCUGCGAUUCUCGUGAUGCCAAUGGUAUCUUCAAAGAUAACAGGGUUUAGAGGAAACGGACUCGAACGGGCAAAGAUUUUGUCCAUGAGAGGGUCAGGAUGGAGCAAACUAACCAUGGAAGAAGAAGGAACAAGAAUGCUUGAAAAAACAUCUCAUCACUCUUCAAAGGCUUAA
Molecule: messenger RNA, 1335 nt
Organism: Arabis nemorensis
Lineage: Eukaryota; Viridiplantae; Streptophyta; Magnoliopsida; Brassicales; Brassicaceae
Source: the annotation of a GenBank genome assembly